GAAACACGUGACUUUGGCUUUUAAAUACAGUGAAUUGGUUCACCCCAACCAAACAUCACAGUCGACGAUGUUGUUGAGUCUAGCAUUUGCUGUUGUUGCGUUUACCUGCCUGCUGCAUGACACGUCGGCGAUUGUCGUGUCCUACAGAUGUGGUCGCAGAAAUUCCUGGAGAAGAUACUCCACCUGCUACAGGAUCCAAGCACAAAAUGGCGGCUGGUCCGGCUGGACGCCGUGGAGAGACAUAGACGAAUGCAGUGUCCUGUGCGGGGGCGGGACCAAGGACCAAGAUCACACCAGGUCGUGUACCAACCCCAGACCCACCCACGGGGGAGCUUACUGUCCCGGGGUCUCCUACCAGAACAGGACCAUCUCCUGCGGCACCGACCUCUGUGGAAGCAGGUGCCCCAAAGGAAAGAACACUUUUAUCACCCACGCUACAAAUCCUGCACGUUACUACCACUGCAGUAACAGCGUAGCAUUCUUACACGAUUGCGCACCAGGAACAUGGUUUGACAUUGCACGACCCGGAUGUAUCCAGUUGGCGACAACUCCCGACAGCGCAUGUGCAGGGAAAGGUUUCCGGGUGUUCGCGCAUGGCUCCGACUGCCGGAAGUACUACGCGUGCUCUCAUGGCACUAGGAUAGAGAGAACCUGUCCGAAGAAAACCAAGUUCGACAGCACACUCGAAAGAUGCGUCCAUGGAAAUUGUUAAUACCAGAGACCAUCUUUAAGUUUCAAAUAAAAUCUGCAUUCCUUUA
Haliotis rufescens (red abalone) is the source of this 758-nucleotide messenger RNA. Its product is annotated as SCO-spondin-like. Gene Ontology annotation, molecular function: chitin binding. Gene Ontology annotation, cellular component: extracellular region. The coding region runs from base 68 to 712 and encodes 214 amino acids. NCBI's taxonomy places the organism in Eukaryota, Metazoa, Mollusca, Gastropoda, Lepetellida, Haliotidae. The record is from RefSeq and is a predicted model, not a curated record. The transcript is spliced from 5 exons.